AAGCGACUAACUACAAGGAUACCUGAUGAAGGUGAGGGGUGGACGAAGGAAAGAAAGCUAAUAGAAAAGCUGAAAGCUAAAAGCUGCAAGAAAAGCUGGUAGCCGAAAGAAGAGCUUUUCUUCAUGUUCUACCCUCUCUCUUUCUCUAUUUCUCUCUCUCAUAUUGCACUCUUAUCAACAACAGCAGCCCACAGAGAAUAAAGAGAGUGGGUGUCUGGAUUCUCUUUAAUUGGUUGGAUAUUUGAAGAGAUAGAGAUAGUCAUAGCAAGAAGAAAAAAAAAAAAAAAAGUAAAAAACUUUGCUCUAUGUUAGGCAACACCAGCAACAACUCUUCUCCAAGUGUUCCUUCUUCUUCUGAGCUAUUCAAUUGCUUGGAUAAUGGAAUUAGCAACAGUAAGAGGAAGAGAAGACCAGCAGGAACUCCAGAUCCUGAUGCAGAAGUGGUGUCCCUCUCCCCCAAAACUUUACUUGAAUCCGACCGUUACGUGUGUGAGAUCUGCAACCAAGGAUUUCAGAGAGACCAGAACCUUCAGAUGCACCGGAGAAGACACAAGGUGCCAUGGAAGCUCCUCAAAAGAGAGACCCCUGAAGUGAGGAAGCGCGUGUUCGUCUGCCCGGAGCCAAGUUGUCUUCACCACGAUCCUUGUCACGCGCUUGGUGAUCUCGUUGGCAUAAAGAAACAUUUCAGAAGAAAACACAGCAAUCACAAGCAAUGGAUCUGUGAGAAAUGCUCCAAAGGCUAUGCUGUUCAAUCCGAUUACAAAGCCCAUCUCAAGACUUGUGGUACCAGAGGUCAUUCUUGUGAUUGUGGCCGUGUCUUCUCCAGAGUGGAGAGUUUCAUUGAACACCAAGAUGCUUGCAAUGCCGGCCGUCUCCGGACUGAAUUGCAGACACUGCAACCAGCCUGCUUAUCUCGAACUACGUCGAGUCCAAGCCCGUCGAGCGAUACCAACUUCAGCACAGCUCCUUGGCCUGGUUUAAGAUUGCCAAAGCCCGUGGUGGAGCCUGUGACGACGACGACGACGACAACAAUGACCAAUGAUCAACACCAUAAUCUAGAACUUCAGCUCCUGCCAUCAUCAAAUCCGCUCUCAAACACCAUAGAUGCAUCCGUUUCGCCUAAUUCCGACGAAAACCAGGUGACCCAACUGCAACUCUCAAUUGGGUCCUGCGAUCAUAGCGAGAAGAAUGAAACAAACCAGACAGGUUCAAGUAAAGAUGGUGGGAGAAGGUCUCCCAGGGAUGAUAAUGCUGUAGAAGAACAAGGUUUACUGGCUUUUACAUUGAAGGAACAAGCAAGAGAGCAGCUGAGGCUGGCAAUGGCUGAAAAGGCAUUUGCAGAAGAAGCAAGGCUUCAAGCAAAGAGACAGAUUGAAUUGGCUGAGCAGGAAUUUGCUAAUGCUAAGAGAAUUAGGCAACAAGCUCAAUCUGAGCUUGAUAAGGCUCAGAUUUUGAAAGAACAAGCAACUAAGCAAAUCAACUCUUCCAUUUUACAUAUCACUUGUCAAGCAUGUAAGCAACAGUUUCAGGCCAACAAGUUGGCAGCAACUCCAGAUGAGAAUUCUCUUGUUGAUCUGAGUUACAUUUCCUCAGCCAUUACAGAAGGUGAGGGAGAGAAUGAUAAUAGGACCCAUCAAGCCAUCAUAUCUCAAACAUAACCCUUCACUCUCUCUCUCUCUCUCUCUUUUCUUUCUCUUAGUAUACCCAAUUGACUCUUGUAAUUAUCUGUUGGUGAUGUUUAUUAAGGGAGUGUUGUAAUCUUUGGAGGAUGUCGUGUUUGUUUUUGUCAUUUAAUUUUUUUUUUCUCCCAUUUAUCAGGUAUUCUGUUAUCCUCAUGAUAUCUUUGUAUUUUGCUAAUUGAAAAAAGACAAAGAAAAAAAGCAAGCAUCUUUUCCA
Molecule: messenger RNA, 1896 nt
Organism: Macadamia integrifolia
Lineage: Eukaryota; Viridiplantae; Streptophyta; Magnoliopsida; Proteales; Proteaceae
Product: zinc finger protein SHOOT GRAVITROPISM 5-like
Exons: 3
Coding region: 306-1658 (450 amino acids)
Cellular component (GO): nucleus
Molecular function (GO): DNA-binding transcription factor activity
Source: RefSeq, a predicted model, not a curated record